AAACUAAAAAACAAAAAGCCAAAGCCAAAGCCUGCCAUUGACCCUUAACAAUUCAUUCAUCAAAAAAAGCUUUUCCUCUCCAUUACCAUUCCAUUUUUGUUCUGCGCUCUCUGUUUCUGUGGUUGUGUUUUAGGAUUUGAGAGAUCAUGGCGUCGCAAGAAUACUUGGACAAGAUGAAGGUCCGUCAGGAGUAUCGGAAUCUCUGGCACACGGAUCUCAUGAGCACCAUUCAACGCGACCCUCCUUAUUGCUGCUUGGCUUUUUGGUGUGGCCCAUGUGUAUCCUACAUGCUCCGGAAACGAGCUCUUUAUAAUGACAUGUCAAGGUAUACAUGUUGUGCUGGUUAUAUGCCAUGCAGUGGUAGGUGUGGUGAAAGUAAAUGUCCCGAGUUUUGCCUUUGCACUGAGGUUUUCCUCUGCUUUGGAAACUCCGUGGCUUCAACCCGGUUUCUGCUGCAAGAUGAAUUCAACAUUCAAACAACAAAAUGUGACAACUGCAUCAUUGGUUUCAUGUUUUGCCUGCAACAAGUUGCCUGCAUAUUUUCCAUAGUUGCAAUGAUUGUUGGAAGUGAUGAGCUUCAAGAUGCUGCACAGUUGCUGAACUGUUUGGCUGAUAUGGUUUAUUGCACGGUCUGUGCAUGUAUGCAGACACAACAUAAGAUUGAAAUGGACAAACGAGAUGGCAUGUUCGGUCCACAACCCAUGGCCAUUCCCCCUGUUCAGCAUAUGUCUCGCCUUGAUCAACCAAUCCCCCCUGCAGCUGGCUAUCCACCAGCAGCAUAUGGACAGCCUUAUCCACCACCUCAAGGUUAUCCGCCGGCCGCAUAUCCUCCUCCUCAGUACCCUCCAGCCGGUUAUCCAGCACCUGGUUACCCACCAUCUGGUUACCCUAAGUGAUCUUUCUAUGGUUUACCUUUUGGUUUCAAUUGCCUGAAUCUGGAUUACUGACUACUGAGUCAUGGAUGAAGCUGGUAUUCUUUAUAAAAUUUGACUUUGCAUGCUGUUGGGAUUUAUAUAUAGUGUUUAUAUAUAUUAUAUAUUAUAUUGUGUGAUUUACUUUUUUUUAUAGCUGAUUUAAACAGCAAAAGGGUUAAAUAUUAAAACUGUCAGCUUGUUUAUUCUCAAUAA
Molecule: messenger RNA, 1127 nt
Organism: Gossypium raimondii (Peruvian cotton)
Lineage: Eukaryota; Viridiplantae; Streptophyta; Magnoliopsida; Malvales; Malvaceae
Exons: 8
Coding region: 147-896 (249 amino acids)
Source: RefSeq, a predicted model, not a curated record